Messenger RNA from Suillus bovinus, 2728 nucleotides. Its product is annotated as apses-domain-containing protein. Bases 85 to 2580 code for a protein of 831 amino acids. Gene Ontology annotation, molecular function: transcription regulator activity; protein binding; DNA binding. The transcript is spliced from 7 exons. NCBI's taxonomy places the organism in Eukaryota, Fungi, Basidiomycota, Agaricomycetes, Boletales, Suillaceae. Gene Ontology annotation, cellular component: SBF transcription complex; MBF transcription complex. The record is from RefSeq and is a predicted model, not a curated record.
GUUGACGGCACGCGUCUCAUCGCGUGAACGCGACUCCCACUGACGCCAGAUAUUCUGACCGCGACCAGCAGGGCCUGACUCUGCAUGCAGGCCGUACAACGAAACGUAGGGCAGUCGCCCCAGGUGAAAAUAUAUAAUGCUGUCUAUUCGUCGGUUCAGGUUUAUGAAUGUAUGGUUAGAGGCAUCGCUGUGAUGCGCAGACGCGGUGAUUCGUUUGUCAAUGCUACUCAGAUUCUCAAGGUCGCGGGUAUCGAGAAGGGUAGGCGCACUAAGAUCCUCGAGAAGGAAAUUCUGCCAGGUAAGCAUGAAAUUGUUCAGGGUGGCUACGGGAAAUAUCAAGGAACAUGGAUUCCACUGGAGCGAGGCCGCGACAUCGCUGCGCAGUAUGGUGUUGCUCCUCUACUAGCUCCUUUGUUCGAUUUCACACCUAGCACAAACACCCUUGGGUCGCUCCCAACGGUAUCCUCAACCGCAUCUCCGCGACCUCUCUCUGCUGCAUCAUCCUUCCCAAAUCUCGGUACUUCUGGAGGCUACUCACAAUCGGGUCUAGCUCCACCUCCCAUCAUGCCAGGUUCUGCCCUUCGCCUCUUGAACCAGGGGCGCGCCCAAGGCCUAUUUACUCCAUCUACAUCUUCCCUCGCUCCAACAAGACAAUCGACAUAUUCUUCGACACCAUAUCAGAGUGGCUACGUGCAGUCAUCAUCCUCUGGAGGAGGAGUGUCCCCAACACCACCUCCAAUCCAGUCCCUGAAACGAGCCCGGUCUGAUUCUGAGGUAGUCCCAACUACACAACAAUCUGUUCCUACUCAAAGAUCUUCACACCCAUUGUUGGAAGCACCAGAUAUACAAAUAUCCGAUCGAUCUCGGCCGCCUUCUGUUGUGACUCAAGCGAACGAUGAAGACGGGCCAUCCCCUACAAAACGCGCUCGUAAAGAGCCUACCCCACAACCAGAUGCAUCUCAAGCAUCUCGCAGAACGUUAUCUAGCGCAUCAAUCAUGUCACAGUCAAUGGCAGCUCUCCCUCCGACUCGUCCACAUUCACGCGUCAAUGUCAGUUCGCCACAUCCGAACAAUUCUGUCUCGCGUCCACCGAGUAUAUCGACGAUUGCAAGUGGCAAGUUAAUUGAUGGUACUGACGUUGACGGUACUGGUCUUCGCUUCUCCACCAAACCCCAUACUCUUCGCGAUCCCUCUGCUCUUCGAGACGCCCGUCGCACUAGGCUCAUUGCUGCAAUUUGUCGACAAGAUGACCCCGUGCCCGUACUCGACCUUUUGCGCGAAUUAACACCCGACAUGUCUUCUCCAAUUGAUAUAGAUACCAUCCUAGACGACAAGGGUCACACUGCUCUGCACCUUGCUGCGAGCAUGGGCAGACAACAGACUGUUUCUCAACUCAUAUCCGCUGGCGCAGACAUCCACCGCGGCAACUUUGUCGGCGAAACACCGCUCAUGCGUGCAUCUAUUGACACGCACAACUUCGAUCAACAAUGCUUCAAUCUCCUUAUCACCACUCUGCACACCUCCAUCCGCACGCUUGACACGUCCAGAAAAUCUGUGUUACAUCACAUCAUGUACUUGGCGGGUAUACAAGGACGCGCGGUCUGUGCUCGAUAUUACCUCGAUCAGAUCUUCUUGUGGAUAGCACAGAAUCAGUGUGGCGAUUUUAAGUCCCUCGUAGACUUGCAAGAUGAGUACGGAGACACAGCUCUCAACAUCGCCGCACGUGUAGGCAACAGGGCUUUGGUGAGAACGCUCAUUGACGUUGGGGCUAAUCGAGUAUUGCCCAAUAAAGUGGGUUUGCGGCCUGGUGACUUUGGCGUUGAAGUCGAGGAGCUUAAUGGUGGUGCACGAGCGGACGACAUUCUCGCAUCACUACGUUCUGGACCUUCAGCACCUAUCCAGAAGAGCCAGGACAUAAUUGCAGAUAUGACGUCGAUGAUCCAAGAGCUUAGUACCGAAUUCUCCACUGAAAUCAAAGCAAAACAAGACUCACUUGAUGUGACGCAAGCCCACCUUCGGGCAGCCACACGCGAGCUUUCCGAACAGCGGAAGCAAAUACAGCUGUGCCAAAGCCGAUGUGGAGAGCUUGAUAAGGUUCAUCAGCGGAUACGGAAUCUCGAGAAAGCUAUCCUAGAUGAAGAUCACUUCGACUGGACAGGUCGUACAGAUCUAGUGGGCCGGGAUGGCCGCGAGACGGGUGGACCUGCCUUUCAAUGGCGUGGACCUAGUUCGACGAUGUCGGGUAUGCCAGGAUCAAUGGAUAUUUCGUUCAGCGUAGAACCAGAACCCCCAUCACCUACCGGCGAUUCUAUCUCAACCUUGAUACGACUACGGCGGCUGAGAAGCUGGCACAUAAGGAUGGAAGAUCUCAUGCAAUCGCGACUAAGAUCCUUGCAGGGCGCGAGCGCUGACAAGGAAUAUCAAUGUAAGAAGGUGGUUGCGCUGUGCACAGGUAUCCCUAUCGAUAAAGUGGAGGAUAUGCUGGAAAAUCUUGUUGUGGCAGUCGAGAGCGAGGCACAAGUUGUGGAUAUAGUUCGCGUAGCUGGAUUUAUGCAGAAGGUCAGGGAUGGACUUAUAUAAUUUCAUUUAUUGGCUCCGGAUCCAGAAGAUCCGUUUCAACCGAACACUAUGUGCUGCUCUCGCAUCCGUAUAAUACGCCUGCCAGUUGGGUCAGCCCGCAUUUGUAUCUCUCAAGUAACAAUUAUUAUCACGAGCAAAGCAUUAUUAC